This is a messenger RNA of Hyposmocoma kahamanoa, 1701 nucleotides long. Its product is annotated as nuclear cap-binding protein subunit 1-like. The annotation marks the transcript as partial. Gene Ontology annotation, cellular component: nuclear cap binding complex; nucleus. Gene Ontology annotation, biological process: mRNA export from nucleus; nuclear-transcribed mRNA catabolic process, nonsense-mediated decay. Gene Ontology annotation, molecular function: RNA cap binding; mRNA binding. Lineage: Eukaryota; Metazoa; Arthropoda; Insecta; Lepidoptera; Cosmopterigidae. The transcript is spliced from 5 exons. The record is from RefSeq and is a predicted model, not a curated record.
AAAUCCCAUAUUAUACAUAAAAAGAUAACGAUCUCGUCGAUUAAUCGUCUGAUCUGUCUUAUUUUCUUUGCAGCGUCAUUGCCGGGUACCGAAGCUGCCCAUCAACUAGUAAUCUGCGUCCGUAAUAAGUGUACCCCAGAGGAGGCGCUAAAUGUGCUUAGGGAACUUCCAAAUCCUCUACGUGAAGGCGAACAACCUGCCGCGGCUCAGGCUGCUGCUUACAACCCUCUGAAGAUUGAUGUCUUUGUCCAAACACUGCUUAAUCUCGGCAGUAAGAGUAUCUCGCAUAGUUUCGCCGCUAUCUCGAAGUUCCAUUAUGUUUUUAAGAUUCUUGCAGAAUCGGAAGAAGCUCAAAUCUGCGUUCUUCGCAACGUAUGGGAGCUAUGGCAACGUCACGCCCAAAUGGUCUGUGUAUUAGUUGACAAGAUGCUCAAGACGCAAAUUGUGGAAUGCAGCGCAGUCGCGACCUGGCUUUUCUCGAAGGAAAUGGCGCCUUACUUUACACACAGCUACUUGUGGGAAAUCUUACAUCUAACUAUCGAUAAGAUGAACAAACAUGUUUCUAAGCUAAGUGGUGAACUGCAAGAGGCGAGGGAAGCUCUAGCGCGAGCUGACUCCAGCAGUUCAGACUCUGAGGAUGAGAAUAACAGCAAAAAGAAAAAGGAUCAAGACAAGCCUACCGAAGAGGCAGUGGAACGCAUGGAAGAGCGUCUGGAGUCAGCUCACACAGACCAGAAACGUCUAUUUCUGAUUGUGUUCCAACGAUUUAUCAUGAUCCUUUCGGAGCACCUGGUGCGCUGCGAUACAGACGGACGCGAGCCGGACACAUUUUGGUACCGCAGUACUAUUGGACGGCUGCAACAAGUCUUCUUGGUGCACCACGAGCAAGUGCAGAAAUACAGCAGCACUCUUGAAACUCUCCUCUUCACUCAAGACUUGGAUCCUCACAUCUUGGACGUUUUCCAUCAAUUUGUUGCACUCACCGCAUAGAGAAUAUUAUAUAAGUGAUAAUUUACGAUGUGAUUGAACCGAAAUUUAGUAGAAAUUGACGUCGAUUUUGUUACACACUUUAUGAGUGUUUUUUAUUUUUUAUUUUAAGAACGUUUGUCUGUGAAGCGGGAAAGAAUCUAUACUGUCGACUUUACUAGACCAACUCGGCAUUGCUCGGUCUUUCGUGACGAAUUCCACUUUUUCAAUAUUAAUUUGACCUUUGAAACUUAUAGAGAACAUGCCCGCGGAUAUCAGCGAUGCCUGCGCGAAAUAAAUAAUUUAGCUGCAUGUUUUCUAAGAGAAGAAGAGUGAUUUUGGAUUCAAGGCUCAAUUUAAUUUGCAUGCAUAGCAUAAUGAACUUAUACCAAUUGUUUAACGUACAAACUAGGUAGGUACGAUAUAAUAUAUAGCUGUGAGAAUUCCCGAAACUGCGAAAAUUCUCCGGAAGACGCGCGAUCUGUUUUGGGGCUCGUAUCCAAUUUGUACGUUACACAAUUUGACAUAAAGUUAAUUAUGUAAUGAUUACGAAAAAUAGCUACGAAAUGGUUACACCGACUUGCCGCAAUGUUUUGAGUUGCUUGAUGAAGACUGCACUACUAAUAUGUUAAAUAUGUUAAAACGAUUGUGGUAAUAUUUACGAAAUUUUAUUGGUGGUAUGUCAAUUUUAAGUGCACGUUUAAAAAGUUUCAAUUUAUUUUUCACCAGUACGCG